Molecule: messenger RNA, 1868 nt
Organism: Rattus rattus (black rat)
Lineage: Eukaryota; Metazoa; Chordata; Mammalia; Rodentia; Muridae
Gene: Neurog3
Product: neurogenin 3
Exons: 1
Coding region: 445-1089 (214 amino acids)
Molecular function (GO): protein dimerization activity
Source: RefSeq, a predicted model, not a curated record
GCGCAGUCCCUGGGCCCCCGUUGCUGAUUGGCCCGUGGCGCAGGCAGCAGCCGGGCAGGCACGCUCCUGGUUCGGGCAGAGCAGAUAAAGCGUGCCAGGGGACACACGACUAGCAGCUCAGAAAUCCCUCUGGGUCUCACCACUGCACAGAGGCCGAGGACCCCCUCCGAGCUUCUUUGCUGCUUCCAGACGCAAUUUGCUCCAGGCGAGGGCGCCUGCAGCUCAGCAAAACUUCGAAGCGAGCAGAGGGGUUCAGCUAUCCACCGCUGCUUGACUCUGACCAACCCGCUGCUCUCUGUUCUUUUGAGCCCGGCGAACUAGGUAACAUUUAGGAACCUCCAAAGGGUAGAAGAGGGGAGCGGGUGGGUGUACUCUAGUCCCGCGUGGAGUGACUUCUAAGUCAGAGACUGUCACACCCCCCUUCCAUUUUUUCCCAACCUCAGGAUGGCGCCUCAUCCCUUGGAUGCGCCCACCAUCCAAGUGUCCCAAGAGACCCAGCAACCCUUUCCCGGAGCCUCGGACCACGAAGUGCUCAGUUCCAAUUCCACCCCACCUAGCCCCACUCUCGUACCGAGGGACUGCUCCGAAGCAGAAGCAGGUGACUGCCGAGGGACAUCGAGGAAGCUCCGUGCCCGGCGUGGAGGGCGCAACAGGCCCAAGAGCGAGUUGGCACUGAGCAAGCAGCGACGAAGCCGGCGCAAGAAGGCCAACGACCGGGAGCGCAACCGCAUGCACAACCUUAACUCCGCGCUGGAUGCGCUGCGCGGUGUCCUGCCCACCUUCCCGGAUGACGCCAAACUUACAAAGAUCGAGACCCUGCGCUUCGCCCACAACUACAUUUGGGCACUGACUCAAACGCUGCGCAUAGCGGACCACAGCUUCUACGGUCCCGAGCCCCCUGUGCCCUGUGGGGAGCUGGGAAGCCCGGGAGGGGGCUCCAACGGCGACUGGGGCUCUAUUUACUCCCCAGUUUCCCAAGCUGGUAGCCUGAGCCCCACGGCCUCAUUGGAGGAGUUCCCUGGCCUGCAGGUGCCCAGCUCCCCAUCCUGUCUGCUCCCGGGCACCCUGGUGUUCUCAGACUUUUUGUGAAGAGGCCUGUCUGGCCCUGGGCGGUGGGUGCUGGCAGAAAGGGAGGGAAUCAGAGCUGUCUGAAGUGGGAAGUGGUGGAGGCACUCAAGCAUCUCGCCCCUUCUGGCUUUCAUUAGUCAGGUCCCUGAUUUAACCAGGAUUCUCACAGUAUCCUUGCUGCUGUGCAUGCACAAAGGACAUUGCAGGCUGAUCUCCUCUUAACCCUCCUCCGUGUGGCCACCUCAAACUCCCGCUCCAAGCAGAGGAGAGCCGUAGCACUAAAUAGUUGGAGACUCCCGUACUUCCUGGUGACUCCGCCCUCUUUCAAAUCUGCGGGCCUCCAACCACCGCUUUCUCCAGAGUGACCUAAGCCAGUGUUGCGUCUUACCUCACUGGCUUUUGUUCCAUAAACGAUGCUCAACCUCUUUACUGCCCAUUAAGUCCAGGGUUUCCCAGCUUCUCCAUUCUGCCUUAAUCCACGAAGGUGAUCUUCUGCCUUCUUCUGCACUUUGCGAGUCGGUACCCUCCUUCCCCCGAGGGGAGAACGGGCGGUGAACCGGAAAGCCCUAGUUUAUGGCUAGAGCAUCUCUCCAGUUUGUCUCCUACAUCUGAAGUGUGAGCCUUGGGGACAGGUUCCUGAAGCACUGCGUGUCUCCCUAAAAAGGAAAAAAGAAAAAGAAAUCAGUUUGUAAAUGAAUGAAUUUUGAAAUGAAUUUUGUUAUGGUAAAUUAUAUGACUCCUGCCUCCGUUUUCCACGUUGGUAUUUAUUGUUGCUAUUUCGUGGUAGGAGAGUUUAUAUU